Spinacia oleracea (spinach) is the source of this 2910-nucleotide messenger RNA. Its product is annotated as receptor-like serine/threonine-protein kinase NCRK. The coding region runs from base 668 to 2563 and encodes 631 amino acids. The transcript has 12 exons. The record is from RefSeq and is a predicted model, not a curated record. Gene Ontology annotation, biological process: protein phosphorylation. NCBI's taxonomy places the organism in Eukaryota, Viridiplantae, Streptophyta, Magnoliopsida, Caryophyllales, Amaranthaceae. Gene Ontology annotation, molecular function: protein kinase activity; ATP binding.
AGUAGCAGCGGGAGGCGGGAUAUGAAGAAGAAUCACAAGAAUGUCACAAUUGUCAUAACAUUCUGACAGCACCCUAAAAGCGUGGACUAGUUUCCUCAAAAUCCUCAAUAAUUUCAAUUAUCAAGAGUGACUCACCCAGGUGUAGGGACUAGGGAGUGGGGACCCCUCGAUUUAACCGUUGCCUUAGGCGUUGUGCCUGUCCUAUCUCAACGCCGUAUCAUUCCCCCCAUUUCACUUUGAAGUUCUCACUCUAUCAUAUCAAACACAUUUUCUCUCUCCUCCCACUCAAGCUCUGCUAAGCUAGCUUCAUCCUCUCAUUUUCAUGGCGUUCACACUAUGCUCAACCUCCCUUUCUCCGAUCCACUAAUUUUAUGUGCUACCCUAUUACACCAACUAGCUCACGGCCUGCUCAGUUCCAUCGUUUGCUUUGUUGUGGAAGGCCAAAUUGGGUUGUUAUGCUGAGUAGGAACCGGAAAUGAAUGGGUUUGAGUUAGUGUAAUUAUAUGGUAUGUUUUUCGUCUGAUGAGUUGCAAUACUGUAUUCAAGAUAGCUUGCACAAAAGUGUGAAGAAGUCUUUAAAGGUUCUAUCUUCAGAUUUGGUAGUUGGAGCAUUUGAUAUUCAAGAUAUGGUCAUGAUAUCCCAACCUUACUUUAUCUGAAGGAACUGAUGAAGAUCCAGCUGCAAAUCGCUAUUACACCCCUUUUGUUCUUGAUCUGCAUUCAACAGAUCACAUGUGAACAGGUGUCAAAUACAUCUGGAACUAGGUGGACAUGCUCAUGUUCUUCUGCUAAUCAAGAAACACAACAGUCGAUUAAUGCAGCUAAUUGCUCCACAUCGUGUGCUUGCCAGCCUGUGAUUGUUGGAUCAGCCGGCACCACAUGGACAUGUUUCUGUAGUAGUGGUGAAUUGCCUACUUUGGCAGCGGAUAAUCAGAACAGUAACUGCUUUACAGGAUGUAAUUGCACCUCUGGAUCUUUUGCAGGUCCUCAGGUUCCGAGAAAAAGCAUAUCAAGCAGAGUAGUGAUUGUUCUCUUUGUAUGUUUGGUGCUCAUCACAUUUGCCUUUAUUUCAUCCAUCAUCUGGUAUUUUUACGCAAGUAAAAAGUGUGAGCCACAAAACACCUUUUCUGACAGAGGAUCUAGCCUUCACAGUACUACUGACCUGAUAAAACACCAGUUCCUUUCUCAGUCUCCGUUCCGGAACAAUGUGGGUUUUACCAAAAAUCCAAUCGCAGGGUGCAUCGGCCUUGUUUCCCAGUUAUUCAGAAGCAAAAUGAGAAUAAUUAAUGGCACAGCAACCCAUUUUACAUAUUCAGAGUUGGAACAUGCAACAAACAAAUUUUCUCAUGAUAACUUAAUUGGAGUUGGGGGAUGCAGCUAUGUAUAUCGUGGUCAUCUUAAAGAUGGUAGAACUGUAGCUGUGAAACGACUUAAAGCUUUUAAGGGACUAGAUUCUGACACAGAAUUCUGUAAGGAGGUUGAGAUCAUAUCAAGACUACACCAUUACCAUAUUGUUCCUUUACUAGGUUAUUGCUGUAUAUCCUUGGGAAAGCAGAACGAGAGGUUACUCAUAUUUGAGUAUUUGCCAAAUGGUAACCUGAGAGAUUGUCUGGAUGGAGAAAAACUUUUGGAUUGGGAUACCCGUGUUGCAAUUGCCCUUGGAGCUGCCAGAGGGUUGGAGUAUCUUCAUGAAGCCGCUGCGCCAAGAAUUUUUCAUAGAGAUGUCAAGUCCACUAAUAUUCUUCUUGAUGAAAACUGGAAACCAAAAGUAACUGACCUUGGUAUGGCAAAAUGCUUAAGUACUGAUGGUUUUCCCAGCUGUUCCUCUUCUCCUGAAAGAAUACAAGGAACGUUUGGUUACUUCGCACCAGAAUAUGCAAUUGUUGGAAGAGGUUCAUUAAAAUCCGAUGUUUUCAGUUUUGGAGUUGUUCUUCUUGAGUUGAUAACUGGUCGGACUCCAAUUUUCAAUGUAUCUGAUAAAGCAGAUGAAAGCCUUGUUAUAUGGGCUGCUCCUCGCCUACAAGAUAGCAGGCGCGUAAUGUCAGAAUUGCCUGAUCCAAAUCUAAAAAGACAGUUUCCAGAAGAAGAGUUGCAAAUAAUGGCUUAUUUAGCGAAGGAGUGCUUGCUUUUGGAUCCUGAAUGUCGUCCUAGCAUGAGUGAAGUUGUCCAGGUCCUCUCAACCAUUGCUCCUAAUGUUUCUACGCGAAGAAGGUUUCCGAUAAACUUGUUCCAGAACUUAUCCUCAAACAGCAUGAAAGCCGAGCAACCAGUUUUGGAGAAGUCAACGAGUCAAGUUGAGGUUGUUGUAGACUCUGAAGAGCUGAAGCAAAUGUGUCAAAGUCGAUGGUCAUCUCGAUGCUCAUUAUCAUCUGACAUAGAACGCACCCUCUUGGCUGAUAGCAUUGGGAAAUCGGUAGAUCUUUCUUCAGUUCAAUAUGUCAAUAGUCUGCUAUAUUUGACAUCGAGUGGGAGUCAUAGUAGUAAUAGUAAUAGUGAUGGUGAUGAGAUUGUGGACUUGACCGAGCCUCGAUUAGAAUCAUUCUCUAUUGGAAAUGAUCACUGAUCUUCUACCGGUUACCGGCCCCAAGUAAAGAGCUGCCUCCUGUGACAAUGAAGAACAAUCAACGAUCAGGACAGUAACUUUCACAUGCGAAACAGGAAUUUACUCAGGAUAAGUUUACUACAAAAUGUAAAUCAGACAAAUAAGUUAUUGAUCUUUUUGUUUUGGUUCUCUUCACUUCCUUUUUCGUUUUUGAGGCUUCUUUGUUUUCUCUGCCAAGGUAAAUAUGAAUAUACACAUUUGUUGCUGGUCACUUCCCGAUUGCUGUUGAAAAUAGGACCAUCAUAAGGUUCAGUUUGACACGCUAUUUCAGGCAUCUUAAAUGAUAAGGUGUUAAAAUUUUAAGUCUC